AUGGAUAAAAGCAUUACACACACGGAUUCGGUGAUAUCAAAAGCACAUUUUUCUUCAACGACUUUAAAUGAGAAAUGUCAUUAUAUUGGUAAUGGAAAUUUGGAAACUCUCUUGAAUGCCAUCGAAGCUUCUCCUCAACUCACCAAGCAAAACGGCAUGAUAUCAAAUGAUAACGAUGAGGCAUCAAAAUGCCCUCCUUCCUUUUCUACCUCCACUUCUUCCCCGUGCCACUACCGACAAUUUGUAGUAAAAGAAUAUAAUGGUAGUAACAAGAAUCAAAUUCCGACUGCCAUGUCGAUCUCUUCAUUAAUUGAAUCAGAUCAGCAUCAACCCUUCGCUACCCAAUCUUCUAGCUCUAUACCAUUAACACCACCAGACACUUUUUCUGGACUUUCCACAACUCCGAUCAAAUCAUCACCAAAUUCUUCGUCCAUCCAAUUGUCCUCAUUACCACCAUCCACUCCGAUGACUACACCGUCUCCAAUCGACUCCAUUCAAUUCAUAUAUACGCAUUCCUCUUCUUCUGGCAAAAUUUUUCAAAGUUCUUUUUCUCUACCCAGCAUGAAUCAAGCUGUUGGUGACGUCGAUCGUACGCGUAAUUCUCAACCGUCAUUGAUUUCCAAUAGCAACAAAAGGAAAUGGGAGGCCGUUGAAAAAGUCAGUUUAAUGAAUGUCAGUGAUAGACAUGUGGAAAAAUCAAGGUCAAAAAUAUGUCGUUCCACCGAAGGACGUAUUGUGCUAAACGCCAUUUAUACACCACCUGAUAUUAGUAAGGAUGAGCUCUCAAUGUUAUCGCCAUCGUCGCCGUCAGGUUCAUCACCAAAAGAAAUUCCUCGCUCACAUGAUAACAAUUCCUCCGAUAGCCGUCACAACGCCUCAAAUGCAUGUCAAUUAACUACCGUCACCUGUUAUCACGCAUCAGUUGCACAAAAAUCAUAUGGUAGCGAAAAAAGAUUUCUCUGUCCUCCACCAGUGGUAAUACUCAAAAGACAUAAUAACAAUUGCAGAGGAGAAUAUCACACGAAACCUGAAAUGUCCAUGUCAGUAGAAUGUGAAGGCGGAGAAAAAUCAUUGGAACGAAAGACGUUAUUGGAUGAAAAUAUGAAGGGUACAUUUAAGUAUUUACACGUUAGCGGCACUGCCAAAGCCAAGCAUUUCACCUUGAAAUUAAAAAUUUUUCGCAAGGAUUCUAUCGUCCCACACGUUGUUUAUAAUUCCUUUCCUGUCACAAUCAUAUCAAAACCAUCUAAAAAAACCGUAAAGGCAAGAAAUGUGUCUUCUUGCAUAUUAUCAGGAACACUUAUUUCCUUGUUUAAUCGCAUUAAUUCACAAACUGUACGAACAAAAUAUAUGUGCAUCGAAGGAGAUCAGUUAUGUGCGAAGAAUUCUGCUUGGUCACCUUUUAUAAUUAGUGUGGUAAAUAAUGAUAAUGUCACCGAUGGAGUAAGAAUGUUUUCAUCCGUAGCCGGCGGUAUCUCUUCUAACGGUUCAAACCCUUCUGCUGUCAGCAAUUGUUCAAAUGCUAUUCCGAUUACGUAUGGUUCAGAGAUAACUCUUUCAGACCCUGCCACAGGUUUCAUCUCUGAUCGAUUGAUAAUUCGAAAAGUAGAAAAGGGUAAAAUUAUCCGAGAUGCGUGCGGUCCUGUAAGUCAGAUGCAGAAGAUCGCCUUACAAAAUGUGCGUUUCGGUGCACGCGAAUCUUACUAUCUAAGUGCUGCCGGUUCGAUAACAAUGGACGGUCCUCAAACUCAGGAACAAUGUGCUUCGCCUUUUCUUGGUUAUCGAUCUUCGGGAGUUGUUCACAUACAAAACUCGGAACUUGCGAAAGAAUCAUUUCGCGUUGUACCCGCGCAAUCCUUGAUCUCCUGUAGUAGUAGUAAGGACACUUCGUUCACAACCGUCGAAGAAGUGGAUGACUAUUUAUGUUGGACCAUCGUAGGAAUCUCUAAAUUUCAAAAAGAAUAUUCCGAAUCUUCAUCAUUGACUCGAAGUAAUCUUACUUA
This is a messenger RNA of Acaulospora morrowiae, 2003 nucleotides long. The record is from the annotation of a GenBank genome assembly. Lineage: Eukaryota; Fungi; Glomeromycota; Glomeromycetes; Diversisporales; Acaulosporaceae.